Messenger RNA from Lepisosteus oculatus (spotted gar), 1810 nucleotides. The record is from RefSeq and is a predicted model, not a curated record. NCBI's taxonomy places the organism in Eukaryota, Metazoa, Chordata, Actinopteri, Semionotiformes, Lepisosteidae.
GCGCAGGCGCAGAACCUGUUUUUUUUUUCUUUUUAAAACAAUUCACAACUGACAGCACGCGGAAAUCUGCGAAGCUUGCACAUUUUUUUUUUAAAGAACCAGAAAAUGGCCAAAUCCGUUAAAGACCACAUUCUGGAAACGCUGGAAGACCUGGAGGAGAAGGACCUGAAGAAAUUUAAAAACAAGCUGUGUGACCGUGAAGGGGAGCCGAAGGUUCCCCGAGGUCGCGUCCAGAAGGCAGACGCUAUCGACCUGGUGAACUUGCUGGUCAGCUACUUCACGGAGCGCGGGGCUGCAGAAGUGGCGAUCGAGGUGUUGCGCGCAAUUAACCUCAACCAAGAAGCGGACGAACUGAAAGCAAAAUUUUACCACAUCAUAGCCGCCCUGGAAGACAUCGGGAAUUUCAAACUGAAGAGAUUUAAGGCUAAACUGUGCGACGGCCAGGACCGCAGAAUACGCCGCGGAACGAUUGAAAACGCCGACCAGGUUGAUCUGGCUGAGAAACUGAUCAGCACGUACACGGAGAAGAUGGCGGUGAAAAUCACGAUCGAUCUCCUGCGCGCCAUUGACGAGAACCAGGCGGCCGCAGAUCUGCAGGACAGCACGAAGGAAUAUCUGAACCCCAGGAAGGCGGAGAGGGAAGUCCAUUUUGUGGACAGACACCGGUCCGCCCUCAUCCAGCGGGUCACCAUGGUGGCGCCGAUCCUGGACGCCCUCCUGACCAAGAAAUACGUCAGUCAGGAAGAGUACAGCUUAAUCCUGGAAGAACGCACCCCCGCCAGCCGCAUGAGGGCGCUCCUCACCGGCCCCAUGGUGACCUGCGGUAAAAGGGGGAAAGAUGAGCUCUGUAGGAUUUUGGAGCAGGAGCAGCCCAUUCUAAUGGAGGACCUGAUGGGACAGUAAUGCCGAAUCGUCGGCCUGGAUCACCCGCGGACUCGGGGCCACUGUUAUCGUCUCGUUCGAUUGUUCCGGUCUGAAAGUAUAAAUCAGAAACCUGAUGAAUGAUUGAACUGCUGAAACAGAAUGGGCGUUGGCACAUACAGUAGCUGCCAGGGCAUUAUGAAAGAAGUUCAAAACCCAAGGGAAAUGAUCUGUAGUCUUCUACACAGACGGUAAUGACCCUGCUCAGACUAAUGUGUGUGUGUACGCGUACUUCGGCUUUUUAUUAAAAAAAAAAAUAAUAAUAAUGAUAUUGUCAAUGUCUUUAUCGGUCUUCACGAGCUGGUGAAUCCCAUCCUGAAGGACACCAGUGUGUGAUACGUCCAGAUCAAAACAAAACAAAACAAAACAAAACACUGCUUUCUCAGUGGGUUAGUUUAAACAGGGCUUAAAACCCUGAAUCGAAUGAGAGUUCCCUUUGCUUUCAGUUUCAUCACAUACAGUAUAUUUGUUUCCUAAACUUGAGAACAUGCUCAGAAUUUGAGAUUUGUAAGAAACGCUAGGCCUCAUGCAUCCAUUAAUAAAGACGGGGGUAUUCCGCUGUAAAAGUGACUGCACAUCUGUUACACACUGCUGGGUGAAUCUGUCUACCAACACCGAAUCACGACAGUAGUUACUUACAGGCGGUUUCACUGUUAUUUCGUUCAUGGACAAACUCUUAAAACCGUUAAACAUGCGUGAUCCUUCCUAAAAAAAAUUAGGUGCACGUCGCUUUCAAUUGGUUGUGAUUUCAUGAACUGUCUUCAGCAGAAGAGCAGGAUUAAAAAAAGGUUUUCCUAUAAAAGUGUGGUAAAAUGUAACUAAAUGUAGCCAGACUGUAGCGCCCGAGAAACCAACAACUUUUGAAUAAAACUGCGGUGUUUUCCGUUUA